Hemibagrus wyckioides is the source of this 2732-nucleotide messenger RNA. RefSeq names its product F-box only protein 7-like. Gene Ontology annotation, biological process: autophagy of mitochondrion; positive regulation of autophagy of mitochondrion. Gene Ontology annotation, molecular function: protein kinase binding. NCBI's taxonomy places the organism in Eukaryota, Metazoa, Chordata, Actinopteri, Siluriformes, Bagridae. The coding region runs from base 497 to 1972 and encodes 491 amino acids. The record is from RefSeq and is a predicted model, not a curated record. The transcript has 10 exons.
AAACAAAGUCCCAUGUAAAUGAGUUACACUUUAUUUACAAGUAUUUCCUUUACAACAAUCAGCAUACAGACGUUGUAUUAUAUGCUUUGUAAAUCUGUAACACUGACUAUACAAUUUGCUCUUUCGAGGAGUAAAAUAUACACACAACACUAAGGCGUCCAUAUUCUUUUCUUUUUUUGUUAUUUUUUCCCCUAGUUUCUAUGUAAAUCGAAAGCUGCAUUUCUGUCAGAACAUGUCCGACUGUGUAGACUUGGGUUAGUCAGAAGGUAAAAAAAAAUGAUUUGUUUGCUCAUUUCCAUACUUAACGCCAUUUUCUAAAGUAGGGUACUUUGCGUUUGCGUGUUGUUCGUAAACUUUUAUUUUACAUCAACAGCCAAAAAAAAAAAAACCGAAAGGAAAUACUAGAAGCGCUCUUAAUGUUUCUGCUUUCACACAUCGGGCAAAAUUCAGUACGUCACUUUCAAUAACAACACACCAACAAACUUACUUCAGCAAUAUGAAGUUAAGGGUGAAAGUGAACAAGGAGACGAACCGGGUGGAUCUGGAGGAACCAGAACCGACCCUGACCCAACUCAGCAUCCUGGUCAAAGAGGUCAUCCUGCCUUCGGUUGGACUCAGCACUGAUGCAGAGUUCAGUCUGUCUCUGAACGGGAAAGAUCCUCUGGUGGACACAGGACAGACUCUUGCCUCGUGUGGUGUGGUGUCAGGGGACAUGAUCAGUGUAAUUCUGCCUCAUUCUGACUCUUCAUCUUCCUCUGCAUCACCUUCCCCUCACCAGAUGCACAGCUUUUCAGCUGUUCAGCAGAGAACACAGCAGAGUCCCACUGGAUUAAGUACACACCAGUCAGAUGCCAGCAGCAGCUACGAGAGUCGAGAGAGUGCAUGUGAUCCUGAGACUGAGGAGUGUGAUAUGGAGAGAGGUGAGGCAGAAGAGGAGUCAGUGGGCCUCUUCAUCCCUGAGCCCAUGUUGUGCUGUGAAGCUGAGGAAGGGAAAAUCCCACACUCUCUAGAGAUGCUGUAUCAGACUGCACAGUGCAACAGCGCCUCAGACUGCCUGCUGUUAGCGGCACACGUGUUACUGCUGGAAACUGGCUUCCUGCCACAGGGUUGUGAUGUCAGAGACGGAGAGAUGCCCAGUGGCUGGCGUGCAGCAGGGGGUCUCUACAGGCUGCAAUACUCUCACCCACUCUGUGAGAACAGCCUGGUACAGGUGGUUAUCGUGCCGAUGGGCCAAACACUUGUCAUAAAUGCCACUCUGAAGACGACUGGUGCAGUAGAGUUUUCCCGGAAGCUGGCACUAAAACCGGACGCUUAUGUGACUAAGGAGUGGGCAGGUGGAAAUGCUGGAGUGGCCUACAGAGAUUUGAAGAAACUGUCUCGUGUUUUUAAGGAUCAGUUGGCUUACCCACUCAUUGCAACAGCUAGAGAAGCACUGGGUCUCCCUGCACUGUUUGGACUGGCUGUGCUGCCCCCCGAGCUGCUGUUAAGGAUAAUGCGGCUGCUGGAUGUUCCCUCGAUCCUAAAACUGUCUGAAGUAUGCAGACGCCUGCACUCUGCUACCCAAGAUGCCUCACUCUGGAAACACUUUGUGUACCGUGACUUCCGAGUGAAUUUUCAAGCUGACAGUGAGCACAGAGACACAGACUGGAAAGAGCUUUACAAAAAGAAAUUUCAGCAAAAGAAGACUCGGAGCAAAUACAGAGCGAGGUUUUACCCUUUCCAAGGUCCCCCAAUUUAUCCUAAUCCCCCAGUGCCUUUCCCUCCUCUACCACUUCCUCUUUUUCCUCCUGGCAUCAUCGGAGGAGAACACGAUCAGAGACCUGCUAUUCCGCAGGGCAUCCUGCCACGCCCACGCUACGACCCUAUCGGACCGUUUCCAGGCCACGAACCGCGGAUCGGACUUCCCUUUGGACGCCGUUUGCUGAGGCCAGGCGGGAGCCGAACACCAGACACCAGGAGAGGCUUCAUCUGAAAACACCUUCCAGAUACUUCUACACGACCCACAGGCAUCUAAAAAUGUUACAAACAUUAAAAACAGGCAAACUCUCGGAUUACCAUACAUACUCCAGAAACAGGCAAAUGUUUUAUCAACUCCAUAUUCAACAUUCCAGAAUGAACUAAAUAUACUGCAAAAAGAUCUAUGUGCAGAGAGAUAAGCAGAGAGAAAUCAUGAUUUUAUCAUAACAGGCUUGAAACUAAAAAAAAUGGAAGAAGGAGAUAAAUGACUCACCUAUCAGAUCCCAUUUCUUCUAUUUUAUUUAUGUGAUUAUGAAACAAAUCUGAUUUUCAUUGUGGAUUAUUGGAUAAAAUAAAACAAAUACUAAAUACUAAAAAUGCCUUGUCACAUUUUUAUUCAAAGCAUAAAUGGCAAAGCACAGUGAAGGAAUGAUGGAAAACCCAAUAACAGAGGAGACAUGAAAUGAAAGUGAUAGUGAAUAAAAUCCUUGGCCUGUUUGUGUAUGUCUCUGAGGUUUUAUCUCUUAAUAUCAGCCUCUGCGAAAAUCUCUCAUGGCCUUCAAGAUCUUUGUCAGAGCAUCUCUUCAUAUUGCAUCACUUUAAUCAUUUUUAUUCAUUUCAGUUCAAAGUUACUUUGCAUUUUGGAUGAUGUUGAUCUAUUUUGAUUUAACAGUUUGUUUAUUUUCCUUGCUUCCCAGAAUGCAAUAGAAUUCUAAAAAAAUAUCACUUUCCCCUAAAUUGAAUUGAACAGAAAUGCUAAGUGACAUGGUUCUCAU